Molecule: messenger RNA, 718 nt
Organism: Lentinula edodes (shiitake mushroom)
Lineage: Eukaryota; Fungi; Basidiomycota; Agaricomycetes; Agaricales; Omphalotaceae
Exons: 5
Coding region: 90-629 (179 amino acids)
Source: RefSeq, a predicted model, not a curated record
UUCUUAAACUUGCGGAACCGCUGGCGGUUCUUCUUAUUUUCCAUAUACAACACUAGUCUUCUCUCGUCCUCUCUGACUAGCGAAAUAUUAUGUGUCAAUUUUCGGCCUUUCGAAACUACCUCGGAAUCCUCUGUGUUAUGAUAAUAGCAAUCACCCUUCCAGUUACCUCUGCAUGUCCCGUUACGGUUCUUCAGUCAACUUUGAAUGUCCGUGGUCACUCUCUCGAGCCGAUUUCUCCUUCGCUUUACGGCCGCGCCGCUUCCGGAAGAAGUUGGAAUAAAUCUGUUCUUCGAAUUCUUGGAGGGAAAGGCGUAAGGAUCCCAAAAACUUGCGUACAAGCUAAACCGAAGACUGACCCUUCGGAUGGGGAGCUGAUGGGCUUUGGAUUUACCCAUUCAUCCAACGGGCAUUUAGCUAAGGAGGAAGGACAGCUCUCGGAUUUCUAUCUUUCCAGGCCUAAGGGCCAAUAUUAUGACGACCUCGUCCUAUACCGAAGGCCUGUUCUGCCAAACCGAAAUCCGGUUGCAGAUCCACAGGUGAGGACUGGAAUAACGGCAUUUGCUAUAGACAGCCCAUCUCACAACUUUUCAGAAAUUUUGGAAGCUCCAGUGUGUUGUUUAUGCAGAUAGGAAGCAGAUAGACAUCAUCAAGCCUCAAAAGACGGUUCUUGACGACAAACCAUCGACAUCAUUAGCUUCCAAUUUCAUUGCCUACUACA